Molecule: messenger RNA, 2291 nt
Organism: Erigeron canadensis
Lineage: Eukaryota; Viridiplantae; Streptophyta; Magnoliopsida; Asterales; Asteraceae
Product: pentatricopeptide repeat-containing protein At4g33990-like
Exons: 1
Coding region: 1-2094 (697 amino acids)
Biological process (GO): RNA modification
Molecular function (GO): RNA binding; zinc ion binding; protein binding
Source: RefSeq, a predicted model, not a curated record
AUGCUUCGCCGGGGUCUAAACACAUAUAAAACCAACAACAACAAUACUAUCUCCAAAAUCGAAACCUAUUUCGAUACAUUCCUUAAAUCAUGCAAAAAUAUAACCAUACUAAAACAAAUACAUUCCAUUCUCACCACAAAUGGCCUUAUAAAACAAAGUGUUCAUUUAGGUGCAAAAAUCAUCAUCAAAUACUCUGAUUUUUCCCAUAUAAAAGAAGCCCGGUUGGUCUUUAACCAAACCCAUCACGCAUCAAGUUCUUUCUUAUGGAACACGAUGCUUCGCGCUUACGCGAAUAACGGCUUCUGUAAAGAAGCAUUGUUGUUUUAUCGUCUAAUGCGUAAAAAUGGUCUAAAAGCAAAUAACUUUACAUACCCUUUUGUGUUAAAGUCAUGUGGGAGUGAUUACAUGUUUUGUGAGUUUGGAAAGUUGGUUCAUUGUGAAGUGAUACGAAACGGGUUUGGUUCGGAUGUUUACGUUGAAGCUGCACUGGUUGAUAUGUAUUCGGGUUGUGGGCUGUUAGAAGACGGGCGUAAGGUGUUUGAUAAAAUGAGGUAUAAAGACGUUGUUUGUUGGACUGCGAUGAUCACGGCUUAUGAACAAGCUGAAAAGGGGGAGAUCGCGUUGUAUUUGCUUCACGAAAUGCAAGAAGAGGGUUUGGUUUUGGAUUGGGUUACUAUUGUGACUGUGGCUUCUGCUGUUGGGCAGUUGGGAGAUGUGAAACGGGCUCGGGCUGUCCAUGGGUUUGCUAUUCGUAAUGAGGUUUUAAAAGAGGUUCCUGUUGUUAACUCGGUUAUUGGUAUGUAUGGGAAAUGUGGGGAAGUUGAGUAUGCGGAAAUGGUGUUUGAGUACAAGAAGGAAAGGAAUUGUAUCACUUGGAAUUCUAUGCUUACUUGUUAUACGCAAAACGGGCUAGCUAGUGAAGCUUUGUGUCUUUUUGAGAAAAUGAAGGUAUCUGAUGUUGUUCCUAAUGAAGUUACAGUGUUAGUGAUUGUUUCGGCUUGUGCUUAUCUUGGUUCGCGACAAAAUGCAACUAAAAUCCAUGAUUUUAUCGUACAACACGAUAUGGAGAUUAACCUAACAUUGUGGAAUGCAAUAAUUGACAUGUAUGCAAAAUGUGCAGAUUUGGACACUGCUUUAAAAAUGUUUCAAGAAGUAUCGAGGGACCGACUUCAUGUUAGUUCGUGGAACACCUUAAUUGCGGGUUAUGGCAUUCAUGGGUUUGGGAAAGAAGCGGUUAGACUCUUCAAGGAGAUGAAAAAUGAGAAUAUUAGUCCAAAUCACAUCACUUUCACUUCUAUUCUUUCGGCUUGUAGUCACGCAGGGCUUGUUGAUGAAGGAAAGGAAUGUUUUGCAGAAAUGGAAAAAUUUGAAGUGACCCCAGAGCCGAAACAUUAUGCUUGUAUGGUGGAUAUGCUUGGCCGAGCUGGACAAUUGAAUGAAGCAUAUGAACUGAUCAAAAGUAUGUCAUCAAAGCCAAAUGAUGAAGUUUGGGGAGCUCUGCUUUUGGCUUGUAAAAUGUAUGGGAAUACAAAUUUAGCAAAAAUUGCUGCUGAUAAUCUCUUUCACCUUGAACCACAACAUAGCGGGUAUUAUGUAUUGAUGUCCAAUAUCUAUGCGGAUUCACAAAACUGGCAAGAAGUCGGAAAACUAAGACAAGAUAUGAAAGAUAGAGGAUUAAGAAAGCCUGCAGCACUUAGUUUGAUCGAGUUUAAUCAAGAGUUACAUGGUUUUCACACCGGGGAGCAGUUAGAUUCAUUCACGAGAGACGUGUAUAAAAAGGUUGAGCAGAUGGUCAUAGAAUUAAAGAUGGCAGGUUAUGUUCCUGAUUUUUCUUGUGUAUUUCAUGAUGUAGAAGAUGAAGAUAAGUAUGGUAUGCUAAAUUAUCAUGGUGAGAAGCUAGCUUUGGCUUUUGGUCUUAAGAAUAUUGAUACAGAAUUGUCUAUCCGCAUAACCAAGAACCUUAGAGUUUGUAGCGAUUGUCACUCGGCUUUUAAACUGGUUUCUCGUGUAUAUGGGAGGAGGAUUAUACUGAGAGAUGUGAAUCGAUUUCAUCACUUUGAAGAUGGUUUGUGUUCGUGUAAUGAUUACUGGUAGUCCACAGACGGUGUGCUGCUGGUGCUUGCUUUCUCUCGGGUCGACCACAGGUGCAAGUUCAUUAGUUACUGAAUUAAGUCAAAAUGUAUUCCCAAUCUGACCUAAUUGACACUCUCAUUAUUUGUUGUAUGAGUAAUAUACAAUGGAAGUGCGAAUGAACAUCAUUGUAAGGUACAGUCAAAUGGCCUAAAAUAUAU